CAAACAGGGGAUGCAGUGAGUCACAGUCAGAGACACAAUUUCCAUCCAACAACCUCUUCCCUAACGCCGUCAUAACGUUUCGUCUUUCCUUCCGCCAACUCUGAAACGGACGCCAACUUCAUAUUGCGCCUUCUCUUCUUAAAUUUCAGAUUCAAUUCUGUCUUUUCUUAUUUGAUUAGGGCUAUUUUAUUUUCAUUAUUAUAGUUUUGAAUUGUUCGAUGAUCUUAAGAUAAUGCUGAGGGUUCUUGAUACUUCUAUUACAAAUCUCUGUCUCAGUUUAAUUUUUUCUUGAUACAGAUUGUUGGACUUGCACCUCCUCGAUUUCUUUCAAUCCCUUGGGCUCAAGAUAAUGAUAGUACAAGGAAGUUUUAUAAUUGUGAGCUCUGUGAUUCUUGAAAAUGGGCAACGUCCUUGAAUCGUUUGCUUCUGGCUUAGGAAAUGCUGUUGGCAAACUAUUCAAUUCUCCAAUUGAGUUUCUUUCUGGAAAGUCUUGCAGCUCAGCAUGUGGACCGACAUGGGAUCUCAUGUGCUACAUAGAACAUUUUUGUGUUGCCAAUCUUCUCAAGCUAGCAAUGGUAUUUAUGCUAUUGUACAUUGUUCUGUUAUUCUUAUAUCUGGUGCACAAAUUGGGCAUAUGUGGAUGUCUUUGCCGGUCUUCUUGCAAAAUGAUUUGGGCAUGUUUCUCUUCUUGUUUCCAUGUUUGGGAGUAUUCUUGCACUUUCUUGUGUGUUAAGCUACACCAGUUGAGGAGAAGAAGAAGAAGAUUCAAAAGGGGCAUGAAUCAAAAGUUCUACUUAAAAAGUGGAGAAGAUUACACAGAUGAAAGUCUUUCAUACCAUUAUUUUCCAACAUCUAUAAGACCAAGCAGGUCAAUUUCGCGUAGAAGAGACUAUAAAGGCUCUCACUUAAAAAGGUCUUUGCAGCCUAGACAACAUCUUGCUCGAGUUGAAAUUAGUAGAGAUCUUAGAUAUAAAAAUAAAAGGAAUCAUAUUAGUGGAGAUUCCAAUUCCACAAGCACAGUCCAUGACAUCAAGGUAAUCCGUACAUCUAAGUUUGCAAGAAAAGGUAUAAAUAAAAGGAAAAGAGUUCUUCCAAGGCAUAGAAGGUAGAAUAUUUUAGUCCUGGGUAUAUACACAAACCACUUUGUAUUAAUUCAUGUUUCUGAUUUGUAAGAUGAAAAAGAAAAACAUAUUUUUGUUUUCCUUCUCAAGUUCUUAUUCUUUCAUAACGGGGAAAAAGGCAUGUAGUAGUAAAGAAAAUGACUUUGACUGCUAGCUGCACAUCCAAAACACUUCUUAUUGAAGUUUU
Cajanus cajan (pigeon pea) is the source of this 1308-nucleotide messenger RNA. RefSeq lists its product as uncharacterized. The record is from RefSeq and is a predicted model, not a curated record. NCBI's taxonomy places the organism in Eukaryota, Viridiplantae, Streptophyta, Magnoliopsida, Fabales, Fabaceae.